AUGGCGGACUUAGGCGAUGACUUCGACAUGGGGAUGGAGGAUGACGUCUUCGACGACAUCCUUCAGGAGGAAGACGGUCUGGAAUUACCCGAAGACACUCCGGAUGGGGAGGAAACGGAAAUCGUGCCAGCUGAAAACGCCCUGCCUUCGCAUAGGCCCGGCACAAAAGCUGCGACUGGACCUCGCCAGACAAGUCCAUAUAUGACCAAGUUCGAGAAGGCUCGAGUUAUUGGGACACGGGCUCUUCAAAUUAGUCUUGGCGCGCCUGUGACAGUGCCAAUUGAAGGCGAAAGCGACCCAUUAGUCUUAGCUGAAAAAGAACUCAUCGCCAAGACAAUGCCUUUUAUGAUUCGUCGGUAUUUGCCCAACGGCGAGUAUGAGGACUGGACUAUUGAAGAGCUCCUCGUAGACUAG
Molecule: messenger RNA, 414 nt
Organism: Gregarina niphandrodes
Lineage: Eukaryota; Apicomplexa; Conoidasida; Eugregarinorida; Gregarinidae
Product: DNA-directed RNA polymerase I II
Exons: 2
Coding region: 1-414 (137 amino acids)
Biological process (GO): DNA-templated transcription
Cellular component (GO): RNA polymerase II, core complex; RNA polymerase I complex; RNA polymerase III complex
Molecular function (GO): DNA-directed RNA polymerase activity; DNA binding
Source: RefSeq, a predicted model, not a curated record